CGCGGGCAGCCAAUGAGCGGCGGGCGCUGGGGGGCCGGCGGGGGCACUCUGGGAGUGGCGGUUGUUUCAAGAUGGCGGGGGUGGCCGCCGGGCCGGGCGGAGGAGCAUCUACAAAAGGAAAUUUAAGAACAAGGGAUUUGCCAAAAUAUCAAAAAAGUGAAACUGAGCUAAAGGUGCCUGUAGCUGUUGCUUCUGUUUCCAGGGAUUCUGUUAGAAGGACAGGAGAUCUGACAGGGCAGCAGGUCACUAAUGAAGGAGGAAUGAAGAGUGCUUCUUUAAAGGACUUGUGUCCUGAGGACAAGAGGCGCAUUGCAAACUUAAUUAAAGAACUUGCCAGGGUAAGUGAAGAAAAGGAGGUGACAGAAGAACGGCUGAAAGCUGAACAAGAGUCAUUUGAGAAGAAGAUCAGACAGCUAGAGGAACAGAAUGAACUUAUCAUCAAGGAAAGGGAAGCUCUGCAGCAGCAGUACAGAGAAUGCCAGGAACUUUUGAGCCUUUAUCAGAAGUACCUAGCUGAGCAGCAGGAAAAGCUAUCACUCUCCCUUUCUGAACUCAGUGCUGCCAAGGAAAAGAAUCAGAAGGUAUCCAGCAAGAAGAGCUUAUGCCAACAACCAUCUUUGGAGCUAGACAGUUCCUGCUUGGGUAUUGGGGGACCUCAAACUUCUCAUAAGAACAGUAGAGCAUCAAAGGCUGGAAGCCCAGCCCGUGUUGCAUUGUCUCAGCCUUGCAGGAAUAAUCAUGAUUACAGGACUGAAAUCCAUUACAACCAUCAGGAGCAUCUGAAGGAAUAUCCAGUAGAAAAUGGCUUGCACAGAAAGUGUAACAAUAUGAUUUCCCCAGCCAAGCAGAGGAGCCCUCACCGCAUAAAACCAGCUCAGAAGAUGGACCAGAAAGCAAAUGAAUUUCAGAGCACAUGCCCUCAGCAAGUGAGUCACAUCUGUGCCUGCAGGCAUGUAGGGAGUUCAGGGAGCGUGCAAGAGAGCCACCAUGUCAGCCAGGUACUUAGAAGACACUCUGGGUCAGUUCACAAAACCUGUGAUUAUUCUCGAGUUUCUGGGCUGAAUGACAGCGUGGACUCAUGGCCUAAAGAAACAGAGCAGGCCAAAAGGUUGUAUGAAGAAAGAAGGCAGAAGCUGCUUCUGCAGAAAAUGGAGCUGGAAAUUGAGAAGGAACGACUCCAGCAUUUGUUGACGAAGCAAGAAGCAAAACUGCUCCUAAAACUACACCAGUCCUGUAUGGAUUUUAACAGAUUUAAAGACAACAUACAGGGUUCAGAAUCUUUGCCCAUUGAUGAAGCACCUGGAGAACUUGCUCUGAUGAUGAACAGCAACAGCAUGGGGCAAAGUGUACCAGUGUUGAAACAUGAAGAUUAUUUUCCAAGGACACCUGCAGUGAGCAAAACCUCCAGAACACCGAGGAGUAGUGGUGGGAGCAGUUCGGGGAAGAAAAUGGUUGGUUUUGGUGCAAACGUGGGAGAUGGGCAAACCUUUUUGAUGCAAACCAAGAAGGAAGGCACCAAGUCAAGGGAAGGGAUAACUUCAGGACCUAGGAAGGAUGCAGCCGCAUUUCCUGAGCUGAUAGGCAGUAGCAAAGAGCUUGCAGCCACAGCCACAUCACCAAUCCAGCAUGACAAUUCGUGGUACAAAGCCUGUCUUCUUGACCUGGUUGAAUCUAUGAGUCCGAUACAUGCUCCAGGACACCUCUGCAGAGAAUCUUACAAAAAGAAGAAAAUGCACCCACCUCGUCAUGUGAGCCACGGGCCGUCGAAUUGGUACCAGACCCCUUGCAGCUCCAGAAGCAAAGCAGAUGAGCUAGAGGAGAGCCGGCUCCUUGAGGAGAUUUUCUUCAUUUGACACACCUCAUUGGUCUACAGCCCUUCUGUAGAAUUUUUAGGACCUUUUUAUUGCUGAUUUGUUUGUGCUAAAGCACCAUUUUUAAAUUAUUUGAGUGACAACUGCUUCUCUUCCCUCUUCUAGCUAAUAGCUAAUUAGCAUCCAGUUUCAUUUUGGAUUUAAUCGUGAUCAAAGAAUGUUGUUGGGGGUCAACCAAUCAGAAAGUGUUAACUUUUUUUCUAAACCUUUCAUGUGCCAAGUAAUCAUUCUAAAAUAGAAAUUUUUUUAAUCUACAACAUUUUCUAAUAGAUUGAAGUCACAGUUUUGCCAGCCUCAUAUCGGAAGUAUAUUUCAUUAUCGAUUUUUAGCUCUAAAGCAGUUUGCAAGAAUGGCCUAACAUUCAAGAACCACAACGUUCAAAGCAGAUUAUUUUCUAAUUAAACAAGCCUGUUUAAAACCUGGCAUAUUAUAAAGCUACAAGCACUUUAGUACUUUUUUCAAUGAUUUUAUGAUCUGCUUUUUCCUUCAACACUAUGAUAUUUAACAAGCUGGUUUUUUAGAGGUUAUAUCAUAAACUCACUAUAGAGUGUCUAGUAACAUUAACAGACGAUGUUGCAGGUUGAUGUACUACACAUCUGUUUAAAUAUAUUCCUCUUUAAAUCAGCACUAUUUGACAGAGUUUAUGUGCUGGGUAACCUAACCCUGAAAUAGCAGAACACAGACAGAAAGUGUAGUGGUCCAAAACCUAUUUGAUGUAGUUUUCAAGAUGAAAUAUAUAGUAGUGGUAGUAUAAGAACAGUCUUAAGACAUUUUCACUAACUUGCACUAUUUUGAUCCUGUAUCCAGGCUCCAUUGUAAAUAAGACAAAUCAGUAAUUAUUUCCACUAGCGGCUCGCAAGGCACAUUUCCCUACUGGCUUUAAUUAUUCAUGCUGUAUCUAUUUCAGUUUAUUUAAAUGCACUUCCAUCUACUGCCUGUACUUGGUUAUUUAAAGAAAUGUGCCGAAUUGGUAAAAAUGACUGCAGAUUACAGGAUUAAUGGUCAUUUUCUCCACAAUGCAGUGUUCAUAUUUUAUUGUAACAGUAGCCACCGGCAUGUGUUCCUAGAAAUAUGAAGCUAAAAUACUCAUUUUGCACAGUAAAAUUGCAGCAAGGGAAAGGUAGAAUUAAGCCAGUACGGGCAAGUUCUAGGCCAUUUGCUCCCAAACACCACUUCGUGGGCCAGUACAGCUUUUCCAACAGUCUCUUUAGGUAACCCUGCUUAUCUUAAUGGCAGCAAGUGGCUGUACUUAUCCUUGGGGUACUGCUGUUGCCUGCCUCCCACAUGCUCGCUCCUGUGCAGCAUUUGGUGCUCUGAGAGGAGCUAGCGCAGCUCUGCAGUGAGGCCCGAGCACCAGUGCAGGAUAUCUAGCACGCGCCCCUGGCAGCACCGUGCUCUUAUAGCGGUGAAACAAAAGGAGAAUGAAGGGGAAGAUGAACCUCAGGUUACUCUGAGCUGUUUCAUUCAGGCCCAGACUUAAUCACAAAUUAGGGGAUAUCCUUUCCUUGCAUCCUAACUGAAUUUUAAAAGCUUCUUGGAGGAGUUUAAAGGAGGACAGCAGCAUUACUGGAGCAGAAAUUGACUAUGGAAAGGCCCCACUUGGUCUGCCUGGCUGUCAGUGAGGUAUUAUAGUUCUUUCCAAUAUGUCUGUCUGCUGUUUAAUGUCCUCCUUGUUCUGCUCCCUGAGCCUGUGAAGGCACAGGUUUCUGCCUAAAGCCCUAAAGAUGUAUUCAGUGCCCUGACCCAAAUAUAGCAGGUGGAAAAAUAGGUUUUCUCAUUCUGCUGGCUGAGUAGUCUGUUUCUUUAAGAUGGCAGAAGAGGGAGGGGAAGGGAAAGAAAAAUGUACAAGGAAUAAUUGUGGCAAACCAUGAAGAAAUGACCAUCACAUAGAUCUUAAGGUUUUAGGUUGGGUUUUGGUGUUUUUUAGUGUUGUUGGGGAUUUUAUUUGUUAAGGAUUGACAUUUAUAAAGAAACCAUUUUCUGAUUUAGGUCCAAUUGCUUCUCUUCUCUUUUCCAGUUUGACUGAAGCUUUAAUUGCUUUUUCUAAUAAGUGCUAACUGACCUUUGGAAACAGCAAAAAAUACAUGUAUAUCUCUUGAAAGGUGCCUUUAUGUACCCAGUCGAGAACACCGCAUGGGAGCGUUCUGUUCUUUGGUUCUUUAUGGGUGCCAAUUUUUAGCUGCUUUAGGAUUCCUUAUGAUCCAUUUUGUUCAUUAACAAUUCUAAUUCUGACAGUGACUUUUGACUUGAAUCUAUAUUUUGGUAGUAGCUCUUUUUAAAAGGACGUUUUCAGGGUUGUGAGCUCUAUGCUCAAGGUGCUGUCCAUCAGUCAGAGCUACAUGGGAAGCAUACCUUUAUGAAGCCAAGAAUUCUAGAAUUAAGGUGGUUGACAUGUCUGAUGGGUGAAGACCUGCCUGUUUUAACUGCCUGUAAGAUGUGAGUGAAGAAACAAAGCUAUUAAUUUGGUAGACCCUGUGAAAAAUCAUUUUUUAUAGUGCUGGCUCUUGCUCUAGUUAUCUGCAGUACAUUAGGAAUACCGUUUAGCAGUCAGUGCAAGCAAAGAUAUUUUGCCAUGAGGCACUACAAAGUUGAAGUUAUUAAAACAUUUAUAGCCUUAGAAAAAAAAUCAAUGAUUGUCAAAUAGGAAAGGACAAAAUCAGUAGUUGGGACUGGGAGGGGAAUUGUUUUCCAGCUGCUAAAACAGUGGAGGAAAUGCAAAAAUUAAACCAGCGAAAGCAAUCACUUGACAGUGUCCUUUUAAGUUUAAGCUCCUAUAUUAGGAAGCUGCCUCUGGGGAGUUAGUCCAGCCAUAGAUUGUUUGUCCAGAGUGUUCCCAGUUAAUAUGCUUCAGCUACACAUUGGGCUGUGUUUUACAUGAGGCUUUGUUGGAGUAAUGUGACUUCUGUAAAGGCUCCUACCCAUGCCUUCACUUUGUGUUCUUCCCAUGUGACUCAGACACACACACACUUGCCGAGUGUUUGUGUAGGCAUUGCUUUUGUGUACCUUGCACACCAUAGACAUGUACCAAUCACAGCCUUUCCACUUCUAGCCUCUGCAGUCUCACUGUUGAAUCCCAUCUUGAGCAAAUAUUUAUGUGUGUGUGUGAGGUGUUAAUCUAAUAAAUUAUCCAGGGGUUUCCUUUAA
Messenger RNA from Phalacrocorax carbo (great cormorant), 5015 nucleotides. The record is from RefSeq and is a predicted model, not a curated record. NCBI's taxonomy places the organism in Eukaryota, Metazoa, Chordata, Aves, Suliformes, Phalacrocoracidae.